AUGCCCAGGGAAUUCGAUCGGAUUACUGAAGUUGAAGACAAUGGCAUCAUCACAAAGAGGGAGAUGGCCGCUCACAAGCCAGUAUGUUACUAUGUAAUGAACAACGACUGUGUUGAAGAGCAAAAUGCCUUUUUUGAAAGACCCAGUGAAGCCAUGAAGAGCCACCUAAAACCCCUCUUCAUCACUGGGAAAGUCGAAGACGUCCCCGUUAAUAAAAUAUUGGUGGAUUGUGGAGCGAAUGUGAACUUGAUGCCUCACCACAUGCUGAGGAAAAUUGGCAAAUAUGAUACUGAUGCCAAACCUCAUAAUAUGGUGCUAACUAACUAUGAAGGUAAAGUAGGUUCCACCAUGGGGGCUAUCCAAGUCGAAUUAACUAUAGGGAUAGUCACUAGGUCUAUAAUGUUUAUGAUUAUGGAAACCAAGGCUAACGACAAUCUGUUGCUUGGAAGAGAAUGGAUCCAUGGGGUCGAAGUUGUCCCAUCUUCAAUGCACUAG
Molecule: messenger RNA, 495 nt
Organism: Lathyrus oleraceus (garden pea)
Lineage: Eukaryota; Viridiplantae; Streptophyta; Magnoliopsida; Fabales; Fabaceae
Exons: 1
Coding region: 1-495 (164 amino acids)
Source: RefSeq, a predicted model, not a curated record